Messenger RNA from Rhea pennata, 2324 nucleotides. RefSeq names its product sorting nexin 11 (gene SNX11). NCBI's taxonomy places the organism in Eukaryota, Metazoa, Chordata, Aves, Rheiformes, Rheidae. The record is from RefSeq and is a predicted model, not a curated record. Bases 1 to 1212 code for a protein of 403 amino acids. The transcript has 8 exons. Gene Ontology annotation, molecular function: phosphatidylinositol phosphate binding. Gene Ontology annotation, cellular component: endosome. Gene Ontology annotation, biological process: vesicle organization; intracellular protein transport.
AUGCAAGUCCAAGGCCAGGAGCACAGAGUGGCAGCAACUAUCCUUAAGCCUUCGGCACACUGGCUCCCCAGUCGCCCUGGGCCCGUCCCUCCGGCUUCUUCCAGCAGACAUUUUUCUGUUCCUGUUACGGGCACGGAUACCACAGAGUACCAGUGUCGCCCCCCUCCACGGGCCUGCGCCACCUCCCGCGUGUCGCGAGGAUCUCGCCUGCGCGCGCAGACGGCACCGAAUUCGCUGCCAGACCUGGUGGAGAUUUUAGCUUUUGAGCCAGCAGCAGAGACAAGCUGCUGCACAGUCGGGCCCGGCCCGGCCCGGCCCGCCUCGGCCCUGGCACCGGAGAAACGCGCGGGCGGAGCCCGCUCACCGCGACCCCCGCGCGGCGCGGAAGGAGCCCGGCUCGCUCCCCCGCCCCCCGCGGCGCGGACUGCAGCUCCCAGAGCGCCCCGCGCCGCGCCGGAAGGGGAAACUCGCUGCCCUCGCUAUAAGGCCGCCGCGCCGCCGCGUCGGCUUAAAGGGGCCGCGUCCGGCAGGAGGAGAUGUUCCCCUCUGGGCUCUGGCUCUAGGAUGCUGGAGAACCGAGAAGAAGAGCUGACCACAGUGCGUGUGCAGGACCCCCGGGUGCAGAACGAAGGCUCUUGGAACUCCUAUGUGGAUUAUAAAAUCUUCCUCCAUACCAACAGCAAGGCCUUUACUGCCAAGACCUCAUGUGUGCGGCGCCGGUACCGUGAAUUUGUGUGGCUGAGGAGGCAGCUCCAGAAGAAUGCAGGCUUGGUGCCAGUCCCAGAGCUGCCUGGAAAAUCCACCUUCUUUGUGGGCAGCACGGAUGAGUUCAUUGAGAAGCGGAGACAGGGGCUACAGCAGUUCCUGGAGAAGGUUGUGCAGAACGUGGUCCUCCUCUCCGACAGCCGGCUGCACCUCUUCCUGCAGAGCCAGCUCUCAGUGCCCGAGAUAGAGGCGUGUGUGCAAGGCCAGGGCUCGCUGACAGUGACAGAAGCCAUCCUGCACUAUGCCAUGUCCAACUGUGGCUGGGUGCAGGAGGAAGAGACUCGCCCCAUGCUGCUGCCAGGAGGAGACCUGCACGGCAGCUGUGCUGGCCUGGGAAGCCCACAGGGUCCAAGCUGCCUAGAGACCUUCCCUCACUGGAGUGACUUUGGCAUGGAGGACACCCACACAGACAGUCUGGACGCACCGGCUGAGCACAAGACACAGUAAAUGGCUCUAGCGACCUCGCCUGCCCUUUCUGGGACCUGCAGCGCUCGCUGGGUGAAGAUGGCCACCACUGAGCCUGGAGGGAUGUCCAGGGCUACAGAACCAGGGCUGUACUGGGAAUGCAGCCUUGUCCUUGGCUUUGCAGUGUCCAGGGCUCACGUGCUUUCUCCCUGCUGCCUCUGGACUCUAGACGUCCCAGGCAGCGUGUUCAUAUAGCUCUUCUUUUCAGAGAAGAAAUCUAGUGGUUAGUGAAACCUGUGUUUGUUGUUCCCAUGGCCUUUGCCCUCUGACUGGAGCAGUAGGAGGGCUUAGAUGGCUGCUCUGCCCUGCCAGCAGGGCCCCAUGUUCUUGGCAUGUCCCUUGCCCGGUGCAGGGUCAGGUAUGGCUCGAUGGCUCACAUCCAGCACAAGCAGGGAGUGCUCUGGCCCUGGUGCGGGGCCGCCGGCUGCAAGCAGGGGCUGGCUGCUGCCCAGCUCUGUCCUCGUGGGUUUCUUGAGCUCGGUUCCCUAGCUGAAGCGCAGGCAGCAGCGGCUCUAUUUCCCCGGUAAUAGCCAUGCUGCGCUUCCGCAGCGGUGGUGUCUCAGCUGCGCUGAGCUGCAGCCCACAUGCUGGGUGCAGAUACCGUAUCCACACCUGGGGCCUCCUGGCACCAUGUGCCCCACAGGUUGUGCGCAGCUGGGAUGAACAGGGACAUGCUCCCCUUGGGGGCUGUUGCCUGGGAUCUCCUGUGCCCUGGGAGCGCAGGGCUUGGGAAUGAAGCAGCGGGGAGGUAGAAGGGAGGCAGUUUCUCUGCUCUGGCCCCAUUGAGGGGAAGCCACUUCCAGGUGAGCUCCUGCAGGAGAGCAAAUGUCCUUUUUCACACACUUUUGUGCACAGUUGGGAACCUGGUGGGGGGGACAGCAAGGGAACUUGGAGGGCACACAGCCAGUAUGCAGUUUGUUUGCUAGGAGAGAAGGAGCUGGUAGCUUCCCUGGAGUCGGUGCCCGGCAGUGCCUGGGCUCCGGUUGCUCUUGACACUGCUCCCUGUGCUUUCCUGCGCUCUUUCCUGCUACCCUGAGCAUGAUGAAGGCAGAGCUGACAUGCUCCGACUUGAAAUAAAAAUGAAGUAGAAGAGC